This is a messenger RNA of Talaromyces marneffei, 1833 nucleotides long. RefSeq lists its product as uncharacterized. Gene Ontology annotation, molecular function: double-stranded DNA binding; RNA binding. The record is from RefSeq and is a predicted model, not a curated record. The coding region runs from base 1 to 1833 and encodes 610 amino acids. Gene Ontology annotation, cellular component: transcription export complex 2. Gene Ontology annotation, biological process: transcription elongation by RNA polymerase II; post-transcriptional tethering of RNA polymerase II gene DNA at nuclear periphery; poly(A)+ mRNA export from nucleus. Lineage: Eukaryota; Fungi; Ascomycota; Eurotiomycetes; Eurotiales; Trichocomaceae. The transcript is spliced from 3 exons.
AUGGCGACCCCCAUGCUCGACCAGUUUCUCGCUGGUGUAGCAGACCUAGUCUCCAAGCGACAAGGUGAUAAUCUCCAAGACUAUCUCCAAGUCGUACCGGAACAGAUGCGAGAUGGAUACCGACACAUGGCUGUGGAAUUACAAAAGUCUUAUCCCAAAGGACCUGGCGACGAUGCCUUGUUAAAACGAUGCGAAGCAUUGGUCCCAAAAAGUGCGGACGGAACAACAUGGCCUGCUUUUCCUCUUUUCAUUCGAUCUUACCUCGCCUAUCUCAGAGAUGGCAAGGUCUCGAAUUUGUUGGAAGCUUACAAGGCUCUUAGCGGACUUCUGAACCAAUGUCUGCAGGCUCUCGGAGAUACGCAAAUGGGCGCCAUCGUCCUUCGCACCGUCGUGUACUUGUCCCAAAUCGUCGCUGGUCUCGCAAUGACACUUGAGAAAAACCCGCAGUUGCUGGCACAACUACGACUAGAUCGACCGCAAGAUGCUUUUGAACGGACAAGUCUGGUAGAAGACGCUGCGAAUGUUGUGCGAGAAGGAUUCAUCAAGUGUUUAUCUGAUCGUGGCGGCGCGGCUGGCCCAAAGGGAAAACCAGAGGGCAAGCGUGCUGGAAUAUAUUUGAUGGCCAACCAUUGUCUGAAAUUACUUCACAAAUGUGGAAAACUUAGAAGCGCCGACACAAUCUUCAAAAGCAUCUCUGCACAGUCACCUCCACUCGAGUAUUAUCCCGCAGCCCAUCGAGUCACCUAUCUUUACUAUCUUGGCCGAUACCUAUUUGCAAACAACAGUUUUUACCUCGCUCGAAACGCGCUGCAAGAAGCUUACAACCAAUGUCAUGUGCAAUGUCUUAAGCAGAAACGGCUCAUUCUCACAUACCUAAUAUCAUGCAACAUCAUAAUGGGACGGUUUCCCUCCCUUCAGCUCCUACAAAAACCCGAAGCGCAAGGCCUUUAUGAUAUCUUCUAUCCAGUGUGCAUGAUUAUUCGAUCAGGUGACUAUUUGGCAUUCAGGAAACACUUUGAUAUUGGCAGCCCGACAGCGCAGUGGUUUCUACAAAAAGAACUGCUUUAUCAGAUGCGAAAUCGUUGUGAACUCCUCGUAUGGCGGUCCUUGAUUCGGAAAGUGUUUAUUCUUGGUGGGUUUCAUGGAGAUCCCUCAGCAACACGCGGCCCUCCACCAAUCCUACAUCUGAGCAAAGUCGAAACCGCGGUGCGAUUGUUGCAGAAUCGUCAUGGAGUAAACUCUUCUUUAGACGCAUCAACAUCUAAACCCUCAGGGAUAAGGGUCAUUACAAUCCGCUUGUCCGAUGAUAGUGAUUUCGAUGGCAUCGCCGGCCUUGUGUUACCCACAUCUGACCCCGAAGUCCACGACUAUUUGUUCAGUAAAGGGUAUUAUGACGAGAACGGGGAAUUAAUCCAGAAUAUCAGUGGACAACUUGUUCCAGGACCUGAAUAUGAACAAUAUAUCGACUCAUUAGAUGAUCUAUAUCCAGAAAUCCAUGGAAGCUAUACCGACACUGAGCAUGCACCGAAACUUUUACAGGAAAUCGAAUCGAUCGUGGCAUCUUUGAUCAAACAAAACCUGCUUGGUGGUUACCUGACGCACAAUCCAGCACGAUUUGUCAUCCCCGGAGCAAAACAUGUAGGCGCUCUGGCGAAGGGAUUUCCCAACAUUUGGCAAACAAUCAGCAGCCAGCAGCACAAUUACGGCGAGGAUGUGCCAGCUUGGAUUGUUGCAAAACAUCCGUUCCCCACUCAGGCAGCGUUCUCUGCAGUUGCUUCUUCUGCUGGUGGCCGUGUUGUCAAUUUGAAGGGUGCCAAAGCGGUUGGUUCGUAA